This is a messenger RNA of Bradysia coprophila, 2693 nucleotides long. It is a transcript of the gene Tmem63, whose product is annotated as transmembrane protein 63. Gene Ontology annotation, molecular function: calcium-activated cation channel activity. Gene Ontology annotation, cellular component: plasma membrane. The record is from RefSeq and is a predicted model, not a curated record. Lineage: Eukaryota; Metazoa; Arthropoda; Insecta; Diptera; Sciaridae.
UUGUCAAAAAGUUGUCAAAAUCCUGUCAAACCACACAUCGAAUCAUAAAUGUCAUUUGUUAUACCUACAAAAACUAUUCAGUCGAUCUGGAUUAAUUUUAAUAAAAAGUGCCCAAAACUGCGCUACAUUUGAUCCAACCGAGAUACACAAGUGAUGGAAGACUACAUAAACGUUACGGCCUCACCGAUACCCCGCUUAGAACCGAGCUCCGAGAUUUGUCUAGUUCUUCGCCAUAACAAAACGUUAAUCACCAGUACAUACGAAGGAAUACCAGACACCUUGGUGCUGAAUUUGAUAGCAUGGGUGUUCCUCAUCCUGCUGUUCACAAUAUUGCGGCAACAAGCCUGGGACUACGGUCGUCUUGCAUUGGUGAAUGCGCAUGGCGAAAAGAAACGAUGGACGCAAUUGUUUUACGCGCAUGGGACAGAUCAAGAACCAGAACCGCUGGGCCAAAGAACGAGUCGAACGAGUACGAGCAGUGCUAAUCUGCCCGAUCGAGGAAUGUUUUCCUGGAUCUGGGUCACACUGCGAUUGAAGAAGGAACAAAUUUUGUUGCAUAGCGGUCCCGAUGCCGUUCACUAUCUGUCGUUUCAACAGCAUUUGAUGGUUGUCAUGGCGAUCAUCACUUUCAUUUCGAUUGUGAUCAUCUUGCCGGUGAAUUUCCAAGGCGUUUUGAUCGCUGACAAACAGGUUUUCGGGCACACAACCAUGUCGAAUCUACCGCCCGACUCGUCGCUGCUGUGGAUUCAUGUAUUUGUUGCAAUUUCGUACGUUCCACUGGUCGUUUUGAUAAUGCGUCGAGCAUCGGGACGGAAUGCAUUCAAAACAGCGCCAACCCGUACGAUAAUGGCGACAAACAUAUCUCGAAGCGACUGCAAUCGAACGAUUAUCCGGAAUUAUGUGAAAGAAUUGUUUCCGGACAUGAACAUCGAGGACAUUGAACUGGCGUACAAUAUAUCCAAGUUAACCGAAGUGGUUGAAGAAUAUGAACGAAUUCGCGACGCAAGAAUUUAUUGUGAAGUGCAUAAAACGCCGGUCCAGUCAAUCAAAGCAACACCGAACUGUUUCACUUGUAAGACGGUCGAAGCGCUCGAAUACUAUCAAGAGAAGGAAUUGCAAUUAAACGGUGAAGUGGCUAGACUACGGGCAAGUGCAUUGAAUUCACCAUUGGGCAUAGCAUUCAUUACCACCAGCACUACAGCGGAAGCGCAUAACAUAAUCAUGCACUUCAAACCGGGAACAUACCGUGAAUGGACGUUGAAAUAUGCUCCUGCUCCAUCCGACAUUUAUUGGGAGCAUUUGAAUGUGGGAGCUAGUCGAUGGUAUGCGAAAUGGGCUUGCGUUAACACCGUGCUCUUCAUAGUCCUGUUUUUCCUCACAACGCCCACGUACAUAUUGAAUUUACUGAACACGGUCUCCUUCAUAAGACCAGAGGAAUUUAACAAAGUCAGCCCGCUGAUAUCUGAAUUUCUUCCGACACUGCUGAUGUGGACAUUAUCGGCCCUGAUGCCGGUAAUCGUUUCGUUUUCGGACAAAUGGCUGUCGCAUUGGACCCGAUCGAAGCAGAACUAUUCGAUUAUGACGAAAUCGUUUGGCUACUUGCUGCUGAUUUUACUAAUCCUUCCGUCACUUGGUCUCACGUCGGCCCAAGCACUUCUCGAAUGGAGUUUCAAUGCAACGUCAGUGGAGACAUUCCGUUGGGAAUGCAUUUUCUUACCGGACAAAGGCGCAUUCUUCGUCAAUUAUGUGAUCACGGCUUCGUUGAUUGGUACGUCGCUUGAGCUGUUACGUUUCGCCGAUUUGAUUGUUUAUAUUUGGAAGCUGUGCGUUUCCAAGUCACGGGCUGAAACGCCAGCAAUUCGCAAGUCAAUUUUGAUUGAAUUCCCAUUUGGCAUUCAUUAUGCGUGGACCUUGCUGGUAUUUACCAUGAGCACUGUUUAUAGUGUCGUCUGUCCGUUGAUAAUGCCCUUUGCUAUGGUUUACAUUUGCUUGAAACAUUUCGGAGAUCGGCACAACCUAUAUUUUGCCUACGGACCCAGCAACAUGAUCAGUCAGGGAGGAGGAAAAAUUCAUUCGACUGCUGUCACCAUGACCAAGUUUUCCGUCGUUUUAUUAUUGGUCAUUUUGGCGGCGCUAGCAAGUGUACGUGGAGCACGUUUGGAUGGACGGGGAUACGUUCUAAUUCUAUCUCUCGUCAUCACACUGGUACUGUUCACAUUCAUGUCGCCGAUCAAAAAGUGCACAACCAAACGACCGAGCAUUCAGGAAGCCGAAGGUGCAGCACCCAUUUAUGUUCCGAAAGUAUUACGUCAUCGUCAGGACAUCGUGAGCGACCACACUUCACAUUUGGAAUAUGGAUCUGAUUCGCCGGUAGUGGAUACGGUUGAAAUUGAUGGUGAAGAGGUUCCGAUCCGUGGAAUAAUGACAUAGAUGUGGUGUGUGUCUAAUGUGUGUGGUUGAGUGAUUUGUGAAUGUGUCCUUAACUUCGUGAUAUAGUGUCGAUGACUGAGAUGUUGAUGAUGGUAGCGUAAUUGAUUAUUUAUACCGAUCCGUUUGUAUAUAUUUAUUGCUAGCGUGUAAUGUCUUUUAUACUCUUGAUUAGGAAGGUGUUACCAAACUUUAUUUUUAAAGUUCACAGCAGCAACACAACUCGCAGUUUUAUUAAAUUAUUGUAAUAUUAACACUAAUGCGGA